AUGACUGACGGCUCGAAAUCUCCACCCUCUUGCGGCCUUCCAGUCACCUCGCCCACUCCAAUGAGUGAAUCAAAGUCUACCAAAGCUACAACUUACGAAGAGCUCGUCGAAGUGCUGGGUGCGGACGCGGAUAUCCUCCAGUAUCUUCCUUCUGCAAGUGAAGUUGAUCAACUCUUCGAGGAGUACGAGAGGGCGUAUAAACCCAAGCGCUCGAAACACCGGUCCAGCAUUUCCAGGCUUUUCUUUGGCAUGUAUCAGGAGGAUGAAGCCACCAUGUCUCAGGUCUACGUGUAUCUUCGGUCUCCUUCGUUCGACAACAAAGAGCCCUCUAUGACGUUCGUCGGACUUACUGCAAAGAUGAAGUUGACUAUGAUGAGCGUCGAGGAUAUCAAGAAGUCAUAUGGUGCUCUCCAAGUUCACGAGUUCUGGAGGCCCUUAGUAAGCGAAAACGGCAAGAUUCAUUUCCAAGCGCUUCGAGGUGUCCUCAAGGUUUUCUUUGUUCGCAAAGGCAUUACGCUCUCAGUGCCAAUUCCAGUGCCAGACCUAGAUUUGAUUCAGGGAUGUCAGAUGUUCAAAGACUAUGCGAAUAAGAGCAAACAUGAGACAAGGAAGAGUGCUCCCAGGCAACUGAGUACGAGUGAGAGUUUGGCAGAUACGCUUGGCAUGAAUGCAUCAUCCCUCAUCCUCACUCAGGAUCAUUCAGUAACUGACCCGCUCAUGUAUACGACCGAGACCAUUUCCGGACACGAUACUAGCUGCGUCACAAGUUUGGAACCACCUCUGAUUACAACAUCGACAGAACAGCAGCAUCACAGCCCGCAGAUGUCGAUUAAGACCGAACAUGACGCAAGUAGCGCUGCGUGUGAGAAUCAUGCGUCCGAAACUUCCAACCCAGAUGCCGUUGUCAGCCCUCGACUGCGUCCAGAAGGAGUCACAGGACCAUCUGCUUCUCAGCCAUUGGUCUGUUUUCAUACUGAGCUAUACAAGCACGAGCUAUUAUAUACUGACCUGCUUCAGACUCCGCAGUGCGAUAAGAUCCGCAACAUUGUCCAGUCACUGUCUGCCUCACGUAAACAUCGAAGUAUCCUAAGCAGCACGAUCCAACAAAAGGCUGCUGAGAAGGAGCACCACAUCGCUGAACUCAAAGAACUUCAACUGGAAGAAGAGGAUUUUGAGGCCACUAUACAGCGUGUGAAGGAAGACAUCAAGCGCAGAAGGGCAGCGAUCACAGAAAAAAUCAGCGCGAAGAAGCGGGAGAUAACCGACACAGACGCCCAGAUCGAGGCGGACACGUUGGCUGUGAGCGAGAGACUCAAGAGCGAGAAACGGCAGUUGAGCGAGAUGGAUCCUGAUAUUGCGGGUUUCUGGCAUUUGGCUGUCCAGUUCGCGCACGAUGAGCUUCACGGCAACGGCGAGCCUACGGCUAAGCGCCAGAAGACUUCUUCUGAAGUCUCUGGCGAGAUUCCGAUUUGA
This is a messenger RNA of Exserohilum turcica Et28A, 1473 nucleotides long. RefSeq lists its product as uncharacterized. Lineage: Eukaryota; Fungi; Ascomycota; Dothideomycetes; Pleosporales; Pleosporaceae. The transcript has 3 exons. The coding region runs from base 1 to 1473 and encodes 490 amino acids. The record is from RefSeq and is a predicted model, not a curated record.